CUCUUUCAGCAGAGGCUUCCUCUGCUUCAUCGCUGCAAAACCACCUGCUGCGAAGCUUCCAACAUCAGGAGAGGAAAACAGGGGACUAUAUUGCAAAAAUCUGUAGUCUCCAUACAAGCACCAUCUGCUCUCGCGAAGAAACUCAAGUCACAGCCCCAAAGAGGAAAGAGCGCGCCUGGGCUCGCACAUAGUUAACGGGCGUUUCGGGCGCGCUCGCGGCCGGGCCCAAGCAAGGAGCUGAGUAUACAAAGGUGAGCAGUAGAGUCGCGGUACCAGCUCAAUCGGGACUCCCAGUCCAGCGGGGGAGGUGAUCAUUUCUUUAAAGCUCGCAUAGUAGAGGUAGGGCGAGGAGCACUUAAAGCCCACGGCUGGGAGAAUGUACUUAAUCCCUGAACCGUAAAGGGCUAACUCUAAACUAGUCGGAAGUGACGUGCCUGCUGAGACCCGCAGGUCCACCACGUAACUGGCCGCGCCUCACCUAGCCACCUUCUCCCCGGAAUGGCCUGCAGAGGAUAAGUGUAACUGAAAGUCCGCCGCCCGCCCUCGCCCCGCCCCCGUCGGCUCCCGGCGCCACCCGGGGUCAGCCGAGCCCAGCCAGAGUCCGAGCCGCUGCCGGGCCCGGAGAGCCUCGCCUGCCCGCGCCCGUCGGCGCCCUGCGGGCAAUGGGCUUCAGAGCUCAGCCACGCGCAUGCGCGGCCCUCUCUCCAGCGGAUUCCUCAGGUCACCUGGACGACAACGUUUCAGCCACCUGCCCCUCCAGGUCCCUUCUCGCCCUUGACUCCUCCUGCAGAUUCUCACCACCGGCCUCCCGCCUUCUUCCGCAGGCACCGCCAGGCCCUCCCGCGGCCACCCGCCGAUACCACGGCUUCCACUGACACGAGCCUCUCGGCGCCGUUUCCGCUUCCGGCGAGUAUUGUGUGUCGCGCUGCGGGGCGGGGGCGGGGGGAGGAGGAAAGAGGGAGGCAGUGCUCCGGCGGCUCCGCGCCCCGCACUACCGGACCCGAAGCCGGGAAGUUAAAUAAUGGCAGAGACAAGUCUGUUAGAGGCUGGGGCUUCUGCAGCCUCCACAGCCGCAGCCCUGGAGAACUUACAAGUGGAGGCAAGUUGCUCUGUGUGCCUGGAGUAUCUGAAGGAGCCUGUCAUCAUUGAGUGUGGGCACAACUUCUGCAAAGCUUGCAUCACACGCUGGUGGGAGGACCUAGAGAGGGACUUCCCUUGUCCUGUCUGUCGAAAGACAUCUCGCUACCGCAGUCUGCGGCCUAAUCGUCAACUAGGCAGUAUGGUGGAAAUUGCCAAGCAGCUGCAGGCCGUCAAGCGGAAGAUCCGGGAUGAGAGCCUCUGCCCUCAGCACCAUGAGGCCCUCAGCCUCUUCUGCUAUGAGGACCAGGAGGCUGUAUGUUUGAUAUGUGCAAUUUCCCACACUCACCGGGCCCACAACGUCGCACCACUGGACGAUGCCACACAGGAAUACAAGGAAAAACUGCAGAAGUGCCUGGAGCCCCUGGAGCAGAAGCUGCAGGAGAUCACCCGCUGUAAGUCCUCCGAGGAAAAGAAACCUGGAGAGCUCAAGAGACUAGUGGAGAGUCGCCGACAGCAGAUACUAAAGGAAUUUGAAGAGCUUCAUAGGCGGCUGGAUGAAGAACAGCACAUGUUGCUUGCGCGCCUGGAGGAGGAGGAACAGGACAUUCUACAGCGCCUCCGGGAAAACGCUGCUCACCUUGGGGACAAGCGCCGGGACCUGACCCACUUAGCUGCUGAGGUGGAGGGCAAGUGCUUACAGUCAGGCUUCGAGAUGCUUAAGGAUGUCAAAAGUACCCUGGAAAAAUGUGAAAAGGUGAAGACCAUGGAGGUGACUUCAGUAUCCAUAGAGCUGGAAAAGAACUUCAGCAAUUUCCCCCGACAGUACUUUGCCCUAAGGAAAAUCCUUAAACAGCUAAUUGCGGAUGUGACCCUGGACCCUGAAACUGCUCAUCCUAACCUAGUCCUGUCGGAAGAUCGUAAGAGUGUCAAGUUCGUGGAGACAAGACUCCGGGAUCUCCCUGACACACCACGGCGUUUCACCUUCUACCCUUGUGUCCUGGCCACUGAGGGCUUCACCUCAGGCCGACACUACUGGGAGGUGGAGGUGGGCGACAAGACCCACUGGGCAGUGGGCGUGUGCCGGGACUCUGUGAGCCGCAAGGGCGAGCUGACGCCGCUGCCUGAGACUGGCUACUGGCGGGUGCGGCUGUGGAACGGGGACAAAUACGCCGCCACCACCACGCCUUUUACCCCUUUGCACAUCAAGGUGAAACCCAAGCGAGUGGGCAUAUUCCUAGACUAUGAGGCCGGCACACUGUCUUUUUACAACGUUACAGACCGCUCUCAUAUCUACACCUUCACUGAUACUUUCACUGAGAAACUCUGGCCCCUCUUCUACCCAGGCAUCCGGGCUGGUCGGAAGAAUGCUGCACCACUUACCAUCAGGCCCCCCACAGAUUGGGAGUGACAGGUAGUGACAUGGCGAUGAUUGGAGUGAGGCAGGGUCAAGAGCUAUGGGCCUGCCUUCCUGCGACCUGCUGGGACGUCUUUGUGUCUGCCUGGGUUCAGUCGUGAGCCGUCAGGGAGAAGAAGCACCUUGGUUUCUAGAAUGGUUUAUGUGGAGGAGGAGUAGGACGGGGCUGGCAUGAGAGCACAGCUGUGUCGCCCUCCUAACUGUCAUAUGGGGAGCUGGUUCAGAGGCAUUACCUCCCCUGACGUCUGUCAGGUUUUCUGUUGCACAAGGACGGGUUGGAAAGGGAGAGCCUUUUCCAGGAUCAACAAGUCUUUGGGGGGGUCUGAUGUGCUCAAACCAGAGGAGGAGACAGAAACCCCUGUACAUCUUUUUAAGGUGUUCUUUGACCCAGAAUAGUCUUGAUUUUUUGAGGAAGACCACAGGGGUGUAUGUACCUCUAGAUUGAAAUAAAAAUGAAUGACAGUUGCUCUCAUGGGUCCAGAAGUUGAGGAGUCUUUCCCUUAACAGAGAUGGGGCAUCAAGAAGGUUAGAAAAGUCAGGGAAGGGGGAUAAAGGAACAGAUUCUUAGAUACUAAUGAAGGGGAGAGGAGUUUCUUUGGUCUUCUAUUCCCAGAGUAAGGUUGUCAUUGUGAGUAGGGUCGGCCAGAGGUAGGAAGGUGGGGAGGAGAAGGGUGAGAAGGAAAAGGAGGAGAACCUGGUCCUUCUCUCAGCCUUCAGCGGAGCUGGCUUACUGCCUGCCCCCUUAGAGCUGAUUGUCUCCAAGAAGUUGACCACCUUACUCUUCAGACGUGAGGUGCCAGCGAUCCUUCAAGACACUCUAGUGAGAGCAUAGCUUUCACUUCUUUCCCAAGGGAACUUGGAAAGGAGACAGUCAGGUAUUAGAGGAAAAAGAAAAGUAUAUCUAUCCAAAGCUCUGGCCUUAAAGAAUGUUGCUAAAUAAUUACUCCCACGCUGUCAGCCUCCUUACAUGUUACAUGGCUAUGGUUUCCAAGCCAGAAAUGGAGAAAGGAACUGGAGUCUUCCUCAGCCUAAGGUCAGGGUAGAAGAGGGUGGUGUGUGUAGGGAAGGGCCAGACGGCCAUCUUCCUUGUACCUGUGUGCACCGGGCAGAAACGUGUUCACAAGAGCCGGUCUUCUACUUGUUUGCUGCCAUUCUUCACCACUUGCCAUUUCCCCUAUCAGAGAAUGUAAAUCAUUUAAUGUUAGGCCAAACCACACAACCUGUAGGGUACAUAUGUUGUUGAAAAAGGUAAAGCAAUGCAUGCCAAACCAAACUGAAAUGACUUGGACUAUCUGCUGCUUGGGUCAUUGGGUUCACAGAAGAUUGGGAUAAGAAACUGCAGUUUAUUGAGGGCAUUUCAGUUCCUCCUGCCACCUCAACAGGACUUUGUCCAGACUCCUCUUACCUUUGUGCCUUGACUGUGGUUCUUUGUGGCGAGAUGCUUUGGUUGGUAAAACAUAAUAUGGAACAAA
Molecule: messenger RNA, 3966 nt
Organism: Rhinolophus ferrumequinum (greater horseshoe bat)
Lineage: Eukaryota; Metazoa; Chordata; Mammalia; Chiroptera; Rhinolophidae
Gene: TRIM39
Product: tripartite motif containing 39
Exons: 7
Coding region: 1022-2488 (488 amino acids)
Biological process (GO): positive regulation of apoptotic signaling pathway; negative regulation of proteasomal ubiquitin-dependent protein catabolic process; protein stabilization
Molecular function (GO): protein binding; zinc ion binding
Source: RefSeq, a predicted model, not a curated record